Messenger RNA from Homalodisca vitripennis (glassy-winged sharpshooter), 6656 nucleotides. RefSeq lists its product as uncharacterized. NCBI's taxonomy places the organism in Eukaryota, Metazoa, Arthropoda, Insecta, Hemiptera, Cicadellidae. Gene Ontology annotation, molecular function: metal ion binding. Gene Ontology annotation, biological process: spermatogenesis. The record is from RefSeq and is a predicted model, not a curated record. The coding region runs from base 176 to 3679 and encodes 1167 amino acids. The transcript has 16 exons.
CUAUACUAAACAAAACACAUGUGCCGAUGUGCGCUAGGUCGUGGUGGUUAUUGUUUAUUUUUGAUGUGGAAAGUUAAUACUUAAACAAUAUCUGUUUACCCGUGUUAGUGUAAAUUUAGAUCGUUGUCGUUCUUUUACUACACAACAUACGAAUCUGCUGAAUGUCGCCCCCAAAAUGGAGGACACACAUUCAAGAAAUCAAGACUUGCAAGAACAUCAAAAGAAAUUUCUUGCUGAGGCUGAUAAACUGGUUUCACAUCUAGACACCUUCAAAACAAAGGUGACAGAUGCUAUUGCUAGAGCUGAAGCAGUGGUGUCACCCAGUAUCAAAAAGGAAAGAUUAAAGGAUACCAAGGAUUUCAUAUCCCGACUGGUUGAACGUUUGGUGGAUAUCAACUGUGAAUUUGAGCUAGAUGAUGGAAUGCCAAAUUUGUUCAUUCCUUAUCCUCCUGUUGGGAAUCAUUUUGUUCAGCUUCAGUUUCUUACAGGAGACAGUCCAUGGAACUUUUGGCUUUGUGAUAAAUUAGUGGAUACAAAAGUUCUACAUAAAACCUUGUUGCGAAAGUACCAGAAUGAUCUUCUAGAGCAUUGUCAGAACCCAAAACCAUCCGAAUCUGUUUGCUUCAUUGAUAGAAACAGAAUAUUUCGUGGAAUUAUUCUUCAAACCAUCAAUGAAAGCAGGGUGAAGGUGUUGGACUGUGACAGCAACAUCACCAAGGUUGUUACCACUGACAGGUUGUUCCGACCAGAUCCAGACGCUUGUGCUGUGCACGCCUCUGCGCUCCGGUGUACCAUAGUCAAGAAAAAAGAUAAUAAUCAGGUGUGGAGUACAGAUUUGAGAGAUUUAUUUUGCAAUACACUUAAAGAAGCAGUUCUACAUGUCAAACUAUUGGAAAAGCUCCCUGGCACUUUUCCAAAUUUUCUUGUUGAAGUGGAAAUGUAUUUUGAAGAAGAAAAGGGAAAUUUGAGAGAGUGGGUCAUCGAAAGGCUUUUGCCAGAACUACAAAAAUUAAUCACUGAUGAACAUGAUGAAAAUGAGUCGAUGUGUGACUUUCUUUCUGCUGAAUCACUGAAUCCGUACUAUAAAAGUUGCAUUGUGAAGGAUGACAAAAAUAAUGAAACUGAAGACACAGAUAGAAAUGCCAAUUUGUUUAGAGUUCCACAGGAUGACAUAAAUAAUUUAAACUCAAACACCAAUAAAGUAUCAACCAAUAUUAACACUAAUUUCAAUCACUCUGAAAAUGAAAUAUUUGUAACUCCGGAAGCAAAUGAUCAAGUAUCCUCGAGUUGUGAUGACGCUAGUCUUCCCUCAAAAACUAAGCUCAAUGAGAUUAAGGCGAUCAAUUCUACAGAUUCACUACUUAAUGUCAAUUCUAAUUCUUCUAAAUGUGAGAAAAAAAUGUUGGACAUUAGAUUGAAUGGUGCAUCUGAAGAAUUUAAACCCAUGGUGACCAAACACCAUCAUAAGCCUCCGAGGUUUAAUAAAGCUCAUAAUGCAGCAUUCCACCCGCAAAUGAACAACUACCACCAUCCACCUGGUUUUCAUUCUUAUAAUCCGCAUUCUGCAGCCUUCUGUCCAUCCCCCAUCCUUCCCAUUCCUUCUCCCUGGACGUACCAAGGUGUGCCGCUGCAGCAGACUCCCAGUUGGCCUCGACCUUCCAGCUUUAACCACCACUGGCAACCUCCAAACAAUGGGCCAAGCUUGCCGCCAGUCAUCACAGGGCCAACACAAAAAUCUUGGUCCUCAGGAGAAUAUUCAAAUUGCAACACUGAUGAAAAUGAAGAAAAUGUGAAUAUAAAAAAGAUUAACAGCGUCAAUAUGAAUGUCAGCGUGUUGGCUCCAGAAUUUGUUCCCAGACAGAGUAAUGAUAACAAGAGGUACCCCACUAAAGAGAACACCAGCCCUCAAGUUAACGGUGAACAGUCAUCAAUUCUUCCAGAUACAACAACACAUUUGGAAUUGAGGAAGCCAAACACUUUGUUAAAGCCGGGAGAAAACCUUUACGUAAUGAUGGCACAUGUUGAAUCUCCUGCAGAAUUUUAUGUCCACUUUCUGACAUCUAACAACAAACUCAUUGACAAACUGCGUAAUGGGAUGUUCCAACACUACAAUUCCAAGAAUCCAGUAGCCUACAACUCAUGGCAAGAGGCAUGGCAAGUCUUGGGCAAAUUCUGUGCCUGCAAGUGGGCGGAGGACGAACACUGGUAUCGGGUUGAAGUCAUUGAUUGGACUGUUGAGAGGAACCAUGUGAAAGUGUUCUUCGUAGACUACGGAAACACAGAGUGUGUACAUUUCAAUUGCCUACAGCCCCUUUUUCAAGGCUUUGAGAAGUUGCCUAUGUGUGCCCAGCGCUGCCACUUAGCUGGGGUACAUCCACUUAUUAAAGGUGGACCUUGGUCAAAGGAGUCAAUAGAUUUUUUCAAAUCAAAAGUUGAAGAGACCAAUAUGCAUGUAUACUCAAUAACUGUUGUGCCAUCAUAUGACAACAAAAUUAUAAGCAACUCGUUGUCAGUGAUGCUGUUCGAAGGCAAGGCUACAGAAGAUUCGUCUUCCAUAAAUGAUCAGAUGGUAGAUCAAGGGCUGGCCUGGAGUAGGAGGCUACUAACACAAUCGGUCUUGUCAGUAGGCAGUGAUACAUUUCAAUCCCAGGAUGAACUGCCAGUGCUCAAUGAAAUCACAAACAUGAAUGCAAAGAAGGAAUCUUUGGAAACGUUUUCUUUGGAUUUUGAUCUCAAAGUCAAUUUACCCGAAACAACUAUAGCCAAGAUAGAUGAAAACUGGGACGAUUGGGAUCCGCGGAAAGAGGACUACUAUAGUGCUCGCAACAAUCCUGCUUUGGACACGGAUGAUGCGUGUGUGGCUGUGUCUGGCUACAGUGCUAGGGACGAAAUGAGGAUCUGCAAGUUCUACGCACGCAGGGGAUUCUGCUGGAAGAAAAACUGUCCAAAAGAACAUUUUAAACUUAAUAAAGAUGGAGUAACCACCGACAAAGAGGAAGUGUACUCUCGAGCUUUCACUGAAAUGUCAUUGCCGGCAGUAGGCGAGGAGAUUAGCAUAAGGGUGACAGCAGUCGAGUCUCUCAACUACUUCUACGUUCAACUCAGAGAAGAUGAAGCAAUAAGCAUAGACGCUGAUAAGGAUGAGGAUGAGGAAACCUUGACAUCACUGCAUGAGUACAUGAACCUGCCAGAGAACAUUGAGAGGAUGCGAUACCUUGAAGUGCCCCCCACCCUGGGCCAACUAGUUAUAGCCAAAUAUGAAGAGAAGUGGUUCCGGGCCAGGGUAAUCAGUGCGGACGACAAUCCUGAGGUGAUGUUUGUUGACUAUGGCUCAACUGCAACUGUCGAUGCACUGAAUUUGAGGCAUAUAGAGCCACAGUAUCUGCAUCUACCAUUCCAGGCAAUCGAGUGCUCACUGGCAAACAUCAUUCCACCGGAGAACCGUGAGUUGCUCAAGAAGGGCGCAGAACAGCUAAGAAAUCUCAUCCUGGGCAACAUUUUCACUGCCAAGAUCUACGAUGCUUUGUCAGGUGAGACUUUUCGCCGAUUCUACUUACUUCUACGCAAUUCAGAAGGUGACAUCGGAGAGAUCUUAGUAGGUCAAGGAUUUGGAACUGAACAACCCGUGACAUGGGAUUCAUUUGUGCCACAAAGAAGGGUCAAGUAUUAUCCUGCUUAACAGUCUUGCCUUAACUUUACACUUGUGUUAACAUUAAAAUGACAACUCUUUGUAAAACUUAGUGGAAAAGAAAUACAAAAAGGAAGUGUCAAAAACAUAAUCUAUGUCAGAUAACUUCAUUGUAAAAAUUAGAAAAACAAAGUUAAUAAGUUAUUUUUAAUGACCCUUUUUUAGUAACUCUUUUUACACUAAAUGAACAAAAUUAGGACUUAUAAAUAUGUUAUCAUAAAUCUAUAAAUUACUAUAUAGACACCGUCCAAAUAAAGUUUAAUUGUGAACUUAGCAUUUAAAUACUAUGGGUACAGUAAUACUGUAUUACAACUCCUUUAUAUUCUUGUGUUCUAGAACAAUAGUUUGUAAGUUUAUUUAUUAGUUAUUUAAAUAUUGACAGUAUAAUUUUAUACCAAAAUUAGUUUAAUGUUAUAUUUAAUGUGUUCUGUUAAACUGGAGACCUUCUAGUCAAAUAUAUUUGCACUUUGUAGUAUUUAUUAUGAGAAGGCUUAUUAACUCUUCAUUAGUCAUUAGACUAAUGUAUUAACAUUUCUCAUUAGUUUAUUUGGUCCUGUAUAAAUAAAUAUACAGUACACCUUAAAGGCUUAGAAAUUUCAUUGUGUUAUGUAUUUUAAUAUCUUAUUCAAAUUAUGAAUUUAUUUAACUUUUUAUUGAAUAAGUUCAUCUACAUUAGUAACUGUUGUAAAUAAUUAUGUAAAUUCAAACAGUCACUUGUAAAAUCUCAGUAAAAAACAAAACAUUUUAAUAAUUUUACUUUAUUUAACAAGUUUCUUAUUUUAUAUGACCUUGUGAUUUUAUCAUGCAAUUAAUGAAAAUAGGUUUGAAAUGUCAAAGCUAUGAAAUUUAUAAGUGUGUUUUUUGAUCUUCUACAUAUAAAUAGUGACUGAACAACUUUGUGUUAUAAAUAUUUUGUAUACCACCUAUUUGUUCAGCCUUCAUUGUAAUCUAAAUUUAGAUCUGUUAAGGUACAAUUUUAUAGAGGUAAUGUUUGUAAUACUGACUAGCAGCCAAUGUGAACAUAAAGUUUGAAGUGGCCAAUAUUGAAUAAACAGUUGUGUUGUAUAGUAAUAGUUCAUGUCUGGUAUUCCUACCCUCAUUUAUCUCUUGUAAAGGCCAACUUAUGAUCUGUUAUAUAGAUUUUUUUGCCAGAGUUCUGUUAUAGAUUAAAAUGUUUUGCUGGAGUCAUAAUAACAAUUUAAUAUUGCUUUGUAACAAUGAUUUUCCAAUGUUACAUGUAUAUUCUUUGAGUUUUUGAUCUCAUUUUAUCUGCUAGAUUUAAAAAUAGAUUUUUCCUAUGUUCAGAUUGUCAAAAAUAAAUAGUACUAUACCAAUAUUAAAAGAAAUAUUACGUCCAACUUGAAAUUUGAACAGUUCCUUCCAGCAUCUUCUGUGGUAUGCUAAAGUGUCUGUUUUUCUUGCACAAAUCCAUUCUGUGAAAUUUGUUUUAUCAGUAAAGAAAAAUAUCUUUCCAACUCGUCUUGUUAUAAUAAAGUCAUGUAUUAUUAAUAAAAAAAAUCAACUAUGAUGUAAACAUAUUUUUGAUGUACUUUUCAUUGACAUUUAAUUAAAUCCAUUCUUUUUCUAAAAGAAUAACAAUUUUAUUACAUUUAAGUUUUACUUUGACAGAAAUUUGUAAUAAAAAAUGAGUUUAAAAUAGUAAUUUUGGAAGUAGAAUAAUUUAAGUGGACUAGAUCUUUAUGUGGGUAACAUCAAAUUCACGGUUCCCAUGAUGUGUUAACUAAUAGCACUGUCCAUCUUCUGAGGAAUGAUGGCUUACCUGAUAAGCCUAUUUUUUAUUUCUCGUUUACCAACUUCUGUAAAAUAUACAAAUUUCAGGAAAUAUCGAAAUGUUAUUUUACUAACAUUAAUUUAACUGUUAGUGCCAAAGUAUUUUUUAUAUGAAUAUUAGGCAACUUUGUACUGAACUUAAUUGUUGAGUUGCAGAAAAAUAUGGUCCUAUUCCAUUUUAUACUAUUGGUUUAAAAAUAAUGUAAUUUCUAUUUUUCAUAUCUUGAGACCAACCCCUACAGUAAAACAAUAAUUUUUCCUUUGGUAAUAUCUUGCUAAAACAUUACAUCACUCUUACCUUACUUAAAGUAAUGUUUUUUAUCUUGAAUUUAUAACCUUACAGGGCAAAUCUAAAAUAUUGUCUCCUAUUCAUUAAAUAAGCUUUAAUAAGUUAACUUAAUUAUCACAGGAAAUGUAAUAAUCAAGGAGUAUAAUUUCUCAGAUUAUUUAAAGUUAAACAUGUGUGUUUUGAUUAAUGAAUUAUGUAUUCUAGAGUAGAAGUUGUCAGUCUAUAGGAUUAUGACAAUAUCAAACGCACAAUUUUUAGAUUACAGUAAUGAGCUUCGAAUUUAUGAGCAUAAGUAAAAUUCUUAAUAUAAAUUAUUAUAUUGUUAAUUUAUUUUUUUCCGAUUGAUAGAUAACAAGAACUUAAAAUAUUAGAAUCAUAUUUGGACAGUAUAUUUUAACCACUAGCCACAUCCAAUAAAAAUAAUAAGAAAAACUUUGUUUUCUUGAGAUUUACAACUCAUAAACUGGAGUUAAUGAAAUUUCAUUUUGUGUACUCCCAAUAUUUAUAUUCAUAUUAUAAGGAACCUUCCAUGUUUAGAUGUAUACUUGUAAAUACUAAAAUUUUCAAGAGGUGCUAAGACAUUAAAUUAAAUUUUAAUUGAUAAUACAAGAACUGUUAGCUUCCUACAAAAGUAUUGUACUUCAGUACUGGAAGCCUAUUGUAGAAUAAUGCCCAGAGACUUUUAUAUAAAAUUGUAAAACAUCUAAAAUAUUGGUGAAGGCGUAAUUUGUCUUUAGUAUGGUGAACAAAGUAUUUUUCCAUGAUAUAAAAUAAUGUUAUCAGGCUUCCACCAGGUUUGGUUCAUUAGUAUCGUAAGUCAUAAUAAAUUGUAUUAAAUUUAUUACUAUUUUUGUUGAAAACCCCUAAUAAAAUAUAAAUUGUUGACAA